UUUUACAAAUAUUUAAACGACGUCGCAUUAGCAGCCCCACGACCCCGCGGAUCUUCUUCUUCCUCUGUUCUUCGAACCUGUCGAAUGAAUGCUCCGCAUGUGAUCCAGGAAUCAGAGGGAAAGAACAAAGCCAUUUCUCCCUACUUUAUGUCCGUUUCGAAGCUCCGAUUUCAAAGGAACUGUUCUAGCAAUUGCUUUUUCUUCUGAUAUUUCUACCGUGUAAUUCACGUAGAUCUUCAAAUACUUAUGUUCUCUUCGGCGAUUCUGCGGUUUUUGUGACUUUUGAGGGUUUUGAUAUGUCGUCGAAGCUAAAUUGUGGGAGAGAUAUGAAAUUUUCGAGCUGGGGUUUGCUCUUCCUUGUUUGCAACAUAUUCUUCUCGAGGGUUUCUGCUUUCCGUCUCAGUCGGAGUCAACCGACCGAGCGAAUUUCAGGUAGUGCUGGUGAUGUGCUGGAAGAUGAUCCUGUCGGAAGACUGAAAGUCUUCGUCUAUGAGCUUCCAAGCAAAUACAACAAGAAGAUACUUCAGAAGGACCCGAGAUGUCUCAACCACAUGUUUGCUGCCGAGAUCUAUAUGCAUCGGUUUCUCUUGUCCAGUCCAGUUCGAACACUUAAUCCCGAAGAAGCCGAUUGGUUCUAUGUUCCUGUCUACACGACCUGCGAUCUCACACCCAAUGGGCUUCCACUUCCGUUCAAAUCACCUCGUAUGAUGAGAAGUGCCAUUCAGCUUAUUGCUUCCAACUGGCCUUACUGGAAUCGCACGGAAGGAGCAGAUCACUUCUUUGUUGUGCCCCAUGACUUUGGAGCUUGCUUCCAUUAUCAAGAAGAGAAGGCUAUAGAAAGAGGAAUUUUGCCCUUGCUUCAACGGGCAACACUGGUGCAGACAUUUGGGCAAAGGAAUCAUGUUUGCUUGAAAGAGAGUUCAAUUACAGUUCCUCCAUAUGCUCCACCACAGAAGAUGCAAUCCCACUUGAUUCCUGAAAAAACUCCUCGGUCCAUCUUUGUUUACUUCAGAGGGUUAUUUUAUGAUGUCGGGAAUGACCCUGAGGGUGGUUACUACGCCAGGGGAGCAAGAGCAGCCGUGUGGGAGAACUUCAAGGACAACCCUCUAUUCGAUAUCUCGACAGAACACCCGACAACUUACUACGAGGACAUGCAGAGGGCAAUCUUCUGCCUAUGCCCACUUGGAUGGGCCCCUUGGAGUCCGAGGCUGGUGGAAGCCGUGAUCUUCGGGUGCAUCCCCGUGAUCAUAGCUGACGAUAUCGUCUUACCAUUUGCAGACGCAAUCCCGUGGGAAGAGAUCGGAGUGUAUGUGGACGAGAAGGAUGUCCCGAACUUGGACACGAUACUGACAUCGAUCCCACCGGAGGUGAUAUUGAGGAAGCAGAGGUUACUGGCUAACCCGUCGAUGAAACAAGCGAUGCUGUUCCCGCAGCCGGCUCAACCAGGGGAUGCGUUCCAUCAGGUGCUGAAUGGAUUGGCUCGUAAGUUGCCUCAUGACAGGAGCGUGUAUCUGAGACCGAGUGAGAAGGUGUUGAACUGGACAGCCGGUCCGGUCGGUGAUCUGAAACCUUGGUAACUAUUUACUCAGGUUUUGUCUUUCUGAUGGGAAAUAGAACCAUUGAGUCUUGAAAUGGGUUUGAAGGUAGAGGAUGAAAUGUAAAAAUAGGACUACCAAGGGGAGGAUCCUUUGCUUUGACAUUUUGUAUGGUACAUUACAUUCUCCAUUUCCUCUUAUUCAAUCAGCGGCUUUUGUUUCCUA
Messenger RNA from Tarenaya hassleriana, 1760 nucleotides. RefSeq names its product probable beta-1,4-xylosyltransferase IRX10L. Lineage: Eukaryota; Viridiplantae; Streptophyta; Magnoliopsida; Brassicales; Cleomaceae. Gene Ontology annotation, molecular function: glucuronoxylan glucuronosyltransferase activity; 1,4-beta-D-xylan synthase activity. The transcript has 4 exons. Gene Ontology annotation, biological process: glucuronoxylan biosynthetic process; plant-type secondary cell wall biogenesis. The record is from RefSeq and is a predicted model, not a curated record. The coding region runs from base 297 to 1577 and encodes 426 amino acids.